AUGAUUCAAGCCCACCAAGGUCAAAAAGUAAAUUUUCGUCAGGUUUGUCAUAAUUUCGCCUUAGAACAAGUUCAAUUACAAAAAGAACAAUUAAAAAAAUUAGGACUUUUCACUAAUUAUGAGGAGCAUUAUAUUACCCUAGAUAAAAAAUAUGAAGCCGAACAAAUUAGAGUUUUUGGAGAAAUGGUUAAAAAAGGUUUAAUUUAUCAAGGAUUUAGACCUAUUCACUGGUCUUGCAGUCACGAAACCGCUCUGGCCGGAGCCGAAAUAGAAUAUUAUGAAAAAAAAGAUACUUCGCUUUAUUUUAAAAUUAAACUGGCAGCAAAUUUUUUAGGAAAAGAAAAUAUUAACCUUUUAUUGGCGGCAGUCAAAAAAACCGCUACUUAUGUUUUGGUCGAAUUAGAAAAGAAAUUUUUAGGAAAAGAGUUGAUUGGUAAACAUUAUUUUCACCCUUAUCGAAAAGAUAAUAAAGGCUACAUAGUAUCGGGUGAUGAGUUUAUUCAAGAAGAAGAAGGUACUGGUGUCGUUCACCUAGCACCGGCUUUUGGAGCCGAAGACUUUAUGGUGGCCAAAAAGGAAAAAUUAAUAAUUGAAUGUCCUAUGGAACCGAAUGGAAUUUUUAACCAAAAGAUUGGAGUUUUAGAAUUAGUUGGUAAACAUUAUUCAGAAGUAAAUAAUUAUGCAGUGACUGACCUAGAAAAAAGGAAUUUAGUAGUUAGGAAAAAAGUAAUUAGUCAUAGUUAUCCCCAUGACUGGCGAGAUAAAAAUCCCUUAGUUUAUCGAGUACCGAUUCCAGUCUUAUAUAAAAAUAAUGAGCCAAUACUUAAUACUGAGAUUAUUGAUUAUGUGGCGGAAAUAGUUGCUAGUCGCGGUUCGGAUGAUAAAGAAACAGUUUUAGGAACUGAUAUCAUGGAUGUUUGGUUGGAUAGCGGAGUUUCGCAUUGGUGUGUUUUGAAGGGAAAAAGAUUAAAAUUAUAG
Funneliformis geosporum is the source of this 978-nucleotide messenger RNA. NCBI's taxonomy places the organism in Eukaryota, Fungi, Glomeromycota, Glomeromycetes, Glomerales, Glomeraceae. The record is from the annotation of a GenBank genome assembly.